Cylindrotheca closterium is the source of this 459-nucleotide messenger RNA. NCBI's taxonomy places the organism in Eukaryota, Bacillariophyta, Bacillariophyceae, Bacillariales, Bacillariaceae. The record is from the annotation of a GenBank genome assembly.
AUGAGAACACUUUCCCGAAAUGCAACUACAGGGUUGGGUCGGUCUGCUAAUGGAUUCGCUAUAAAAUCAGGAGUAGAAAAGCGAAGUUUCAGUGGGAAGCAACUAGGCAAGAAUGCAGGGAAGUCGAAACCACGUCUGAAGACAGCUUCCAUUGAUGUAAAUAGUGCUUGGUACAGCAGCACUCGUGCGAAUCCAGGUUCUCUAGAGAUGGGUCGCUAUGGUCUGAAGCGAUUGGACUACAGAACAAUGGAAACUCCAGUUUGGAGCAUCCCACCCCACCCUCCAACAAAAUCAACUUCAGACAGAGUCGUAUUUCCCAUUACUUUGUUGACAAUCGGCAGUAUUAUUGUAUGGGCAUACUUGAAUCCAGAAGACGAAGAUAUGAAGGAUUAUUGGAAACGAGUCGAAACAGGACAAAUUCUUGAGGAUGACGACGAGGACGACGAGGACGAAGACUAG